Molecule: messenger RNA, 759 nt
Organism: Meloidogyne enterolobii
Lineage: Eukaryota; Metazoa; Nematoda; Chromadorea; Rhabditida; Meloidogynidae
Source: the annotation of a GenBank genome assembly
AUGGAUAAUGAACUUGAAUUAUUGUCAAGUAUUACUGGCCGAAUGUUAUUAUCUAUGCCUCGUUUACGUUAUUUACCGGUCUUUUCAAAAACAUUUAAAUUAUUGGAUGAUAAUAUAGAAAAAGUUUUUAUUUAUAUAAAUAGAAUAGUUUAUGAAAGAAUUAAUAAAAUAAAAUUUGGAGAAAAUGAAGAACCAAAGGAUUUACUUGAUUAUUUUUUAAAACAAUCAGAUGAAGCAAAAAAUGCUAAUUGGUCUGACGAAAAAAAGGAAAACUUUGAUUUGAAGAAUUUGGCACCUUUUUCAUUUGAUUUAUUCAUUGCUGGACAGGAAACAACAGCAAAAACACUUGGUUUUCUAGUUUUAUAUUUGUUACUAGAUCAGCGCGUUCAGAAGAAAUUGCAUGAAGAAUUAGACAAUUUAAGAGGAGAAAAAAUUAAAAAUGGUCUUGAUGAUUAUUUUACAAUGAGUGAUAGAACCAAAUUACCUUAUUUAAAUGCUGUCAUAAAUGAAACUCAACGUUUGGCAAAUUUACUUCCAAUAAAUCUUGCCCACCGUACAAUGAGUGAUGCAAAUAUAUUAAAUAAAUUCAAUCUUAAAAAAGGCACUCCAAUAGUUCCACAAAUUUGUUGUGUUCUUUUUGACGAAAAAAUAUUUCCACGUCCUUAUAGAUUUGAGCCUGAACGAUUUCUAGAUGAUCAGGGUAUGCUAAAACGUGUAGAGCAAUUAAUUCCAUUUGGUAUUGGUAAAAGUUAUACUUAA